Molecule: messenger RNA, 1300 nt
Organism: Cannabis sativa
Lineage: Eukaryota; Viridiplantae; Streptophyta; Magnoliopsida; Rosales; Cannabaceae
Exons: 2
Coding region: 88-456 (122 amino acids)
Source: RefSeq, a predicted model, not a curated record
UUUAGAGAUCUAGGGAGGAAGACUUAGUUGAUAGUAUUGCACUAUCAAAUUGGAGUAACUGCUGUGGAUCAAUCAGAGAUAAUUGCUAUGGAUCAAUCAGUCUCCUUUUCUGUGAACAACAAUAAUGCUUCCAUCCAUAUUUUGAAUGCUUCCAACUACAAGAUAUGGAAACGAGAUGUGGAAUUUACUUUAGGCAUAAUGGAUAUGGACUUGUGCCUACGAGAAGAAAAACCUGCUGAUCUUACUGACUCCAGUACAGCUGCUGAGAGAACUCAUCAUGCACAAUGGGAAAAGUCAAGUCGACUUAGUCUUCUUACUAUGAAAAGAUCCAUUCCUGAACAUCUAUUGAGUGGUUUGCCAGACACUACAAAUGCCAAAGAGUUUUUCAAUGCUGUAGAAAAAUUAUACGACACUGGUGAAAACGCUGAAAGUUUGGACAUCUUAUGGAUGAAAUGACAACCAUUAAGUAUGAUGAAUUAAAAGGAGUGCGAGAUUUUAUUCUGAAAUUGGUGAAUGUUCAGUCCAAGUUGAAAGAUCAUAAUAUUCCUCUUCCUGACUCUUUCAUUAUUCAUCGAGCUCUUCAUGCUCUUCCUGCCUCUUUCAGCCUUAUCAAGACAAAACCUACAACACUUACAAUCAAACAUGGACUAUCAGCGACCUAAUUUCUCAGUGUGUAGCUGAAGAAAGCAAGCUUAAAAGGGAGAAGAAUGAAUCUGCUAACUAUGUUUCUCACCUCAAGCCCAACAAAGGAAAAGGAAAAUUCAAGAAUAAAAAUGAUGGUGCUACAAAACAGAAUGGUAAUGGUAAGGAGCAUAAGAAUAAACAGAAGAAUAACAACGGAAAGUCCAAAUACUCUAAUGUGAAGUGUUACUUUUGUGAAAAAUUGGGGCAUCGGAGAACAGACUGUCACAAAUUUAAGACUUGGUUAGAAAAGAAACAAGCACAAACAGGUAAUCCAUUAGCAUGUGUUUGUUUUGAAUCUAAUCUAGUUGAUGUUCCUAUUGAUUCUUGGUGGUUAGACAGUGGUGCUACUGUUCAUGUUUCUGCUUCCUUACAGGGGCUAAGGGAUCUCAGGAAGCCAAGUGAGAGGGAGUCCAAGCUUAAAGUGGGCAAUGAUGUUGGAGUUGACGUUAUCUAUGUUGGAACAUUUAUUCUUGAAUUACAGUCUCGUGAUAAGAUUAUUCUGAACAAUACUUUUUAUGUUCCUACUUUUAAAAGGAAUUUAGUUUCGCUUCCGCUUUUGGUUAAACAAGGAUAUUCUUUUCAUUUUGCAAAUGAUAAUGUUGACAUUAUGCUUGAA